CAGGACCAGUCAUCGUUUCGGUUUCCCGUUUAUUUCACAUCGCUAUCGGAGAGAUAUCUAGGAUUGUUAACAUGAAGUAUCAUGCUAUCACGCUUAUCGGCGCUUGUGUUGGCUUGAUGAUGACAGUACAUGCUGCAACCGUGGCCACGCACAAGUGGACUCUAAAUGAUGGUUCUUAUAUCACAGAGACUGGUGAUUCGUGUACCUGCUAUGACAAAGACCACCACGAGAUAUCACUGGGGCCAUGUAUCAGCAAGCUCGGGCAUUUACCGUGCAGUGAAACGUCCAAACGACACGUCAGGAGCAUACAUUCAAAUGACGUGGUAAGACGAGCCUUCAACACCUUUGAAUCACUUGGUUGCGCGUGCUUAGACAUGAGUUUUGGCGCUGUGCCGAUGCAGGAUUGUUACGACCACCACGGAGCUAUAGUCUGCUAGGAGUGAUCAAAGAUUCAAGGACGCCUAGUGUUGAUGUUAAACGUGCAGGAUAUGCUGUGUUAUACCUCUCUUUCUGUGUUCUCUCUGUGUAAUUAGUCCUCCCCACUACGUACGCUGGUAGGUAAACUUGAUCUAUUGGGCUUUCGACGUAGAACUAACUGAAAAUACCCUCGGGCCCGCAAUGCAAAGUGGCGCAAAUAGUCGCCAACAUGCGAUAGAAUGCUUGCAAUGUUUGUCAAAAGCCGUUGGCGACACAGGAUUGAUUUUUGAUGUGAGAGACCGACUGUCAUACCUCUCUAUUGAUAUUUUGUUUGCCUUAAGGCGACAAUAUUCACUGAAGGAUUACCCAAACUUUGCAUAAACAAUGAUACAUGAUUAUUGGAGCAGUAUUCCCUCUAGUUAAUUGAUUAUCAACGCAUGAAUUGCCCUGGUGGGAUUAUCGAAUAAAUACCCAGGUUGAUUGUCAGUGUAUUAUUGGCUGGUGGAUUUUUUGUCAACAUGCGACUGUACGCAAUUACAGUCAUAACCUGUUUUCUUGUGAAUAUACCAAGAACACAGACCGUGGCUGCUACCAAAUCGACAAUGGUAUUAGUUCAAGAAUGUAGUUUGUAUCGUUUCUUCGUGAGUGAACAGCGUAUGUCGACGAUUAUACAAACUGGCUGUUCGUUAAAUCAUAAGCAGCAUGCAGACAUGGUGAUUUCUGUCACCAUAAAACAUUGCCGGUUUUUAUUUGUCGCCACAGCGAAUGCUCCGGGCAGUGACAACAGGUCAAUCAAAGAAAGUUUCAGGACUUUGAAUCAUGAUAAAUGCGACGAUCGGCAGAAAACGGAACAAAUGUUUUACAGAUUUUUAAUCUGGUUACGCACGCGCAUCAAUAAGAACUCAAAAUAACUCAUUCAUGCGUGUGUGUAACUGCAUACAAACUAAAAAGGUAUGGAGUUUUGGCACAUUUUCUGCUGAUUCCGAGUCAAAGGAGAAUUCCUCUAGACACCUCAAUCGUUAGAUAUUGGGGAGUGCGGUUGUAGUUUCGAAGGGCGUCCGUCUCGUUCACGGAAGUUCUUGGGUUAGAGACUCGACCACUGCCAUUCUGUACUCUCACCUGGAGAAAAACUAUAACGUGUAGCGUUUAUUGUUAUUAUUAACAUUAUUGUGCCGACAUGGUUGUAUAAUACGGGACUUCUCAUUCGAGUUGGUGAGGCUCGACCCCAGCGCCACGCUCUGUCGGAAAAGCGCACUUUCAGGAAGACGAACUUCUGGCUAAACCUUGACAUGAAACUUUGUCAAAAAAUUAAACAAAGUUAGCACGUUUGCUGGAAAUGGAUAAAAGAUGUGUACAAGUCUAGUGUAAGCAUAAGGAAAUCUUAGGGAUUUGUCAUUAUAUAGUUUUAUAGAAGAACAUUGUAAGGGUUAGCAAGAUCUAAGAAAGGUCGAUGAAGAGCUAGCAUUACAUCAAAAGGACGCAAUUAUGUAAUGAUGGUCUACUUUAGCAUAUCACAUCACGUCCUAGCGUUACCUCAUACAAUUCUAACGUAACAUUCCUUUCCUUUGAGUUGUAGAACUGUAUUCGUCCUGAAACUGACACACUUCUCCACAUAAUUCAAUGUUAACAUUUUCCUAAAUGAUUCAAUAAAAUAUUUUGUGAUGAG
Lineus longissimus is the source of this 2083-nucleotide messenger RNA. RefSeq lists its product as uncharacterized. Bases 72 to 437 code for a protein of 121 amino acids. The transcript has 4 exons. Lineage: Eukaryota; Metazoa; Nemertea; Pilidiophora; Heteronemertea; Lineidae. The record is from RefSeq and is a predicted model, not a curated record.